This is a messenger RNA of Emiliania huxleyi CCMP1516, 1964 nucleotides long. RefSeq lists its product as hypothetical. NCBI's taxonomy places the organism in Eukaryota, Haptophyta, Isochrysidales, Noelaerhabdaceae. Bases 27 to 1964 code for a protein of 645 amino acids. Gene Ontology annotation, biological process: protein phosphorylation. The record is from RefSeq and is a predicted model, not a curated record. The transcript has 8 exons. Gene Ontology annotation, molecular function: ATP binding; protein kinase activity.
CCUCGCCGCGGCUCGCGGCGGACGCCAUGGACAACUAUGCCGACCUGAAGCGUAUCGGCAGAGGCAACUAUGGCACCGUCGCACUCGCGCGCGACGUACGUAACGGCCGUGACUACUGCCUCAAGCAGAUCUCGAUGGAGGCCUUCACGGAGGACGAGCGGGCGCAGGCGCAGCAAGAGGUGGAGGUGCUGCGCUCGCUCGACCACCCUGGCAUCGUGCGCUACCACGAGCACUUUGUGUGCCGCGCGAGCCAGACGCUGUGCGUCGUGAUGGCGUACUGCGAGGGAGGCGACCUCUCGCACGAAAUCAAACGGCGCGCCACGCGCGGCGAGUCCUUCGACGAGAAGCAGGUGCUGGACUGGUUCGUGCAGAUGGUGAUGGCGCUGCGCUAUGUCCACUCCAAGCGCAUCCUCCACCGCGACCUCAAGACGCAAAACAUCUUCAUCGCGCAUCACAACGGGCGCGCGCUCAUCAAGCUCGGCGAUUUCGGCAUCGCAAAGGUGAUGGAGGGGUCGAUGGCGGCGGCGAGCACGGUGAUCGGGACGCCGUACUACAUGUCGCCCGAGGUGUGCCAGAACCAGCCGUACUCGUUCAAGUCUGACGUCUGGGCCCUCGGCUGCAUUCUCUACGAGAUGUGCGCGCUGCAGCAGGCCUGGAACGGCUCCAACCUCCUCGGGCUGGUGUACAAGAUCGUGCAGCAAAAGUACCCGCCGCUGCCCGAGUCGUACUCGCCUCGGCUGCGCGAGCUCGUCGGCCGGAUGCUCGCCAAGCAGCCCGAGCACCGACCGUCGCUCGACGACAUACUCGCCACGCCGUUUGUGCGCGAGUUCCUCACCUCGCAGCUCGCGCAGUCGGCGCCCGCGUCGAUGCUCGCCGCACCGCGCCAGCCGCAAGGGCGCGACGAGACCGCCGCCGGCGGAGACGCGCUCGGCGCGACAGAGCGGUUCGGGGUGCCUCCGCCGCGCCGCAGCUCGGUGAGCUCCUUCGCUGACCGCGGCUCGUCGGCCGAGCAGCUCGGCUCGGGAGGGUACGAGACCAUUGCCGAGGAGUCUUGCCGCGGCUCUGCGUCGGGCGAUGGAGAGCUCACUCCGGCAGAGCGGAUGAGGCGGCUGGCGGAGGCGGAGACCGGCGGUCGGCGCGGAGGUCACACGAGACCGGCCGAGCGUAGGCGGCGCAAGCUGGCGGACGCGGACCGGCGGCACGCGCGCAGCUCCAUCUCGGAGAACCGCGAGAUCGCAAAGGGCAUCCGCUCGAUGCAGCUCCGGUCCAACUUGGACGCGUCGGUUGCGCUUGCGCGCGUGUGUGGAGACGCUUGCCUCACGUGCCUCACGUUUGCGCUGCCGCAGGAGGGCCCUCGGGCGAAGCUCGGUAGCGAGCAGGCGCCCAGCAGGGGGCGCACGCCGGCGCCAGCGGGGCUGCAGGGCUGGGCGCAGCGUGGCGGAGGCGGCGACGGAGGGGCCGGGGCCGGUUCUUCCGCGGGUUGCUUUGGGGCUGAGGACAACGACGAGGAGGAGGAGGGGGCGUACGAGGACGAUUUUGACGAGUACGAGGCGACGCUGAAGCACGACCCCGCGAUGCUGCAGCGAACCCAACGCGCCGCCGCUGCCGCGAGGGACUCGAACGCGCGCGACGCGGCGGAGCGGCAGCGGCUGCUGCAGCAGGCGGCGCAGGCGCCGCGGCGUAGAGAUAGCUUUCUCGUGGCUCGCGCGUGCCCGCGCCUCUUGGCGCAGAGCGCGCAGCUGUCGCAGGACCGGCUCGCCCUCGCCGCGUCGCGCCGCUCCUCCACCGCCGGGCUGGCCGAGCGGGCGGCGGCGCACGAGUACGGGCGAGGCGCGUCGAGCGAGGCGCUGAGCGCGCUCGCCGAGGAGGUGCGGCGCCAGCUGACGAUGCUCGUCGGCCGAGAGCGGCUCAACGAUUGCAUGUGGGUGGACCAGCUCGUCUUCAAAGAGAUCAUGAUGCGCUGA